AACCUGUUUUGUUCACUGGAACAAUGAGGAAAAACCUGGAUCCCUUUAAUGAGCACACAGAUGAGGAACUGUGGAAUGCCUUACAAGAGGUACAACUUAAAGAAACCAUUGAAGAUCUUCCUGGUAAAAUGGAUACUGAAUUAGCAGAAUCAGGAUCCAAUUUUAGUGUUGGACAAAGACAACUGGUGUGCCUUGCCAGGGCAAUUCUCAGGAAAAAUAAGAUAUUGAUUAUUGAUGAAGCGACGGCAAAUGUGGAUCCAAGAACUGAUGAGUUAAUACAAAAAAAAAUCCGGGAGAAAUUUGCCCACUGCACCGUGCUAACCAUUGCACACAGAUUGAACACCAUUAUUGACAGCGACAAGAUAAUGGUUUUAGAUUCAGGAAGACUGAAAGAAUAUGAUGAGCCGUAUGUUUUGCUGCAAAAUAAAGAGAGCCUAUUUUACAAGAUGGUGCAACAACUGGGCAAAGCAGAAGCCGCUGCCCUCACUGAAACAGCAAAACAG
Messenger RNA from Nomascus leucogenys (northern white-cheeked gibbon), 503 nucleotides. RefSeq names its product multidrug resistance-associated protein 4-like. Gene Ontology annotation, molecular function: ATPase-coupled transmembrane transporter activity; ATP binding; ATP hydrolysis activity. Gene Ontology annotation, biological process: transmembrane transport. The annotation marks the transcript as partial. Gene Ontology annotation, cellular component: plasma membrane. Lineage: Eukaryota; Metazoa; Chordata; Mammalia; Primates; Hylobatidae. The transcript has 4 exons. The record is from RefSeq and is a predicted model, not a curated record.